Rosa rugosa (rugosa rose) is the source of this 1954-nucleotide messenger RNA. RefSeq names its product protein trichome berefringence-like 7. Lineage: Eukaryota; Viridiplantae; Streptophyta; Magnoliopsida; Rosales; Rosaceae. Gene Ontology annotation, molecular function: O-acetyltransferase activity. The coding region runs from base 169 to 1533 and encodes 454 amino acids. The record is from RefSeq and is a predicted model, not a curated record. Gene Ontology annotation, cellular component: Golgi apparatus. The transcript has 5 exons.
UUCUUUCUUUCAUUCUCUUCAACCAACUCCGAUCUCUUUUAUGUCCAAAAACCCACUACGUAAACCAAAUCUCUCUUCACCUGCGACUGCUCUACACCAAACUCUCAAGCUCCGGUUAUCUUCAGACUCUUGAAACUUUUCCCGAUAUUAUGAACAUUGGUGGUAUGGAUGAUGGAGACAAUGAGCAAUUCAAGUAGGACUACGUCGUUCAGCCCGACUACAUCAUUCAAUAGGAGCACAUCAUUCAAUAGAAGUACAUCAUUCAAAUCAAGAACCCCGACUGUAGCAAGCCCAACCGUCAGUCAACCUAGCUGGGUGUCGCGGGUUAGUCCAUUUAGCUGGGUCUCGCGUUGGUUUCACACACUCAUAGUGAUUUUCACAUUCAUUUCGUUUCUCAUUGCCGUUUAUGGGGGUUAUCUAUAUGUGAUGCCAAGUCUCAACCUGACUUUUCAUGGUUAUGGUGUUUUGGAACCUGCUCAGUCGAUAAGCAGUUGCAAUAUGUUUGAUGGAAGUUGGGUUGUUGAUGAUAAUUACCCAUUGUACAAUGCUACAGAGUGUCCCUUUGUGGAGCAGGGGUUCAAUUGUUUGGCUAAUGGUCGAAGAGAUGAGGAUUAUCUGAAAUAUAGGUGGAAACCCAAUAAUUGUGAUAUACCAAGAUUUAAUGUGCAGGGUAUAUUGGACAAGCUUAGAGGAAAAAGAGUUGUUUUUGUGGGGGAUUCUAUGAGUAGAACACAGUGGGAGUCACUAAUUUGCUUGCUCAUGACUGGGGUGGAGGAUAAGAAGAGUGUCUAUGAAGUCAACGGGAAUAAGAUUACGAAACAGAUCAGAUAUUUGGGUGUUCGCUUCAGUUCCUUCAAUUUUACUGUCGAGUUCUUUCGAUCAGUUUUCCUGGUUCAACAGGGUUGGAUGCCUAGACAUGCUCCAAAGAGGGUCAAGUCUAUACUAAAGUUGGACAAGUUAGAUGACAUUAGCAAUCAGUGGAUUAAUUCAGAUAUUCUGAUAUUCAACACGGGACAGUGGUGGGUUCCAGGAAAACUCUUUGACACGGGUUGCUAUUUCCAGGUUGGAAACUCACUAAAGCUUGGAUUGUCAAUUCCUACUGCAUUUAGAACAGCACUGGAUACUUGGGCAGCUUGGGUUGAGGAAAAGAUCACCACUAACAGAACUCAUGUCUUUUUUCGGACUUUUGAGCCCUCUCACUGGAGUGAUCCAACUCGUAGAUUUUGCAAUGUGACCGAUCACCCCAUGUUAGACACCAGAGGUAGGGACAGAAGCAUAUUUUCAGACACUGUACAUGAGGUGGUCAAGAAUAUGACAGUUCCUGUAGCCGUUCUUCAUGUGACUUCCAUGUCAUCUUUCCGAAGUGAUGCACAUGUCGGUAACUGGAGCGAUAAACCAUCUGUUCCUGAUUGUAGCCACUGGUGUCUUCCAGGAUUACCUGAUGUAUGGAAUGAAAUCAUCCUCUUUUACCUGUUUAAUGACAAAGGGCUUCCUUUUCUAGAGGGAUUCGAGCCUUGGCAUUCUGGUGGAUAGGGUGAGGUUGGAAUAAAACCUAGGUUCACAGCUUAAUAACAAAGAUGAUGAAAAAAUGGAGUCUUUCUGAAGCUGAAACUUUUAGUUUUAUUCAUCUGAACGUACAGGACUUACAAUACUUCUACAUUCGUCUCAUCCUCUAAAGACAGUGUCACUGGGUUCUCUAAACAAUAUGGAGAGAAUUACACCUACUCAACAGUUUUGUAGCAAGAUCUCACACUAGUGUUUUUCUAUUUUUUGUUUUAUUUUUAUUUUAUUUUAUAUGAAUUGCAUUCUUUCUGGGUUCUUUUGUAUUUUUUGAGGGACUAAACUGGGUCUCUGAGAUGUAACAGUUUUGUUUGUUGUGAUUCAAAUACGAUCUGUUCUCCACAGAAGUGUAGGGGAAAUAUGCAAUGAAAUCAAAGAUUUCGUCAUUUGAAGA